Molecule: messenger RNA, 1178 nt
Organism: Choloepus didactylus (southern two-toed sloth)
Lineage: Eukaryota; Metazoa; Chordata; Mammalia; Pilosa; Megalonychidae
Gene: WARS2
Product: tryptophanyl tRNA synthetase 2, mitochondrial
Exons: 6
Coding region: 11-1093 (360 amino acids)
Biological process (GO): mitochondrial tryptophanyl-tRNA aminoacylation
Cellular component (GO): mitochondrion; mitochondrial matrix
Molecular function (GO): ATP binding; tryptophan-tRNA ligase activity
Source: RefSeq, a predicted model, not a curated record
CCUUCUCAAGAUGGCGCUGCACUUAAUGCGGAAAGCGCGUGGGUGCUGGAGCUUCAUCCGGGCAAUUCAUAAAGGAACCGAAGCUGCUCCCGCUCCUCAGAAAGAUGGUGUGCAGCGAAUCUUUUCUGGCAUUCAGCCUACGGGCAUCCCCCACCUCGGCAACUACCUGGGAGCCAUCGAGAGCUGGGUGCGGUUUCAGGAUGAGUGUGGCUCUGUGCUGUACAGCAUUGUGGAUCUGCACUCGAUCACUACCCCACAGGACCCAGUGGUCCUUGGACAGAGCAUCCUGGAUAUGGCAGCUGCUCUCCUCGCCUGCGGCAUAAACCCAGAGAAAAGCAUCCUUUUUCAACAGUCUCAGGUGUCUGAACACACGCAAUUAAGUUGGAUCCUUACCUGCAUGGUCAGACUGCCCCGAUUACAACAUUUACACCAGUGGAAGGCAAAGACUGCCAAGCAGAAGCAUGACGGAACUGUGGGCCUGCUCACAUACCCGGUACUGCAGGCAGCCGACAUUCUGCUGUACAAGUCCACGCACGUUCCUGUUGGGGAGGAUCAAGUCCAGCACAUGGAACUAGUUCAGGAUCUAGCAGAAGGUUUUAACAAGAAGUAUGGGGAAUUCUUUCCCGUGCCCAAGUCUAUUCUAACAUCCAUGAAGAAGGUAAAAUCCCUCCGUGACCCUUCUGCCAAAAUGUCCAAAUCAGACCCCGACAAACUGGCCACCGUCAAAAUAACAGACAGCCCAGAGGAGAUAGUGCAGAAAUUCCGCAAGGCAGUGACGGACUUCACCUCAGAGGUCACCUAUGACCCAGCCCGCCGAGAGGGCGUCUCCAACUUGGUUUCCAUCCACGCUGCGGUGACAGGACUCACGGUGGAGGAGGUGGUCCGCCGGAGUGCUGGUUUGGACACUGCGCGCUACAAGCUGGCAGUGGCAGAUGCUGUGAUUGAGAAAUUUGCUCCAAUUAAAAGUGAAAUUGAAAAACUGAAGAUGGAUGAGAACUACUUACAGAAGGUUUUACAAACGGGGUCGGCGAAAGCCAAAGAAUUAGCAUAUCCUGUGUGUCAGGAGGUAAAAAAAUUGGUGGGGUUUCUAUAAAAAGUUUCCAUGACUCGCAAAAAGGCUUUUAUAUCUUGUGGUCCGUACACUCUAAUAAAGGCAGCUUUCGUCACAAACCGAAAAA